AUGGAACCUGAAAAUGUGUCUGUAAACAAAAGAAAGACGACUGAAGAUGAGUCGUCAGCUAUACUUUUUUAUAUAAAUUAAUAUUUUUUAUUUUUUUUUAAUAAAAAACUUAAUUAAUAGAAAAAAUUAUAAAUUCCCUGAGCCUGAUAAAAGGCAAAAAAACAGCGAUGACGCUUAUGAGCAAUAUUGGGCUAAGUGAAGAAAGCAGGAACAUGAACAGAUUGAGAGCAUAAAAAAUGAAGGGAAAAAUAAAGACGAGGAUAAAGAAAAAAUCGAUGAAAAUUCAGAAAAAAAAGAAUUAGAAGAAAUACAGAAAAUCUUGCAGAAUGCUUUGGCAAUUAAGGAUCAAGGAAAUGAGAAAUUUAAAAAUAAAGAUUAUAAUGAAGCCAUUAAAAAGUAUAAUGAAGCUAUUGAUGCUGCACCUCAGGGACUUUUUAAAAGGCAUUUGAAAGAUUAGGUUAAAUUUUAGAAGGUUUUAGGGGUUUAUUUCAGCCCCUUGAUGAUUCAUCGCAGGCUGCAGGCUCAAGUGGACUUAGUCAACUUGUGUUACGCCACGCCCUUUUCCUGCCGAGGUCACCCAAUCUUUUGGAGACUCACGUGAUGUUUGUGCCUAGAUCUGAUUCUUGCAGCUCUGACUCCCUUCAACCCCUGUUAGGAUAUGGGUAAAACGUUUUGUGCCCUUUCGGACUAUCAGCCUGAUACAGAAACAAAUUUGCUUCCCAGAAGUUUGAGUUGGGCAUGCGCAUUUGUAUGUUGUCUGCUGCUCAAGAAAAACAAUCCUGCAGUCCCAAAUAGAUAAAAAACUCACCCCGGACCUCCUAAAAGAAUAGUAUCCACUCACCUAAAGCUGAGAUCAACUCACCAGUCUUCCUGGACCUAUUCAUCAAUCACCAUUUUUAAAAAUUUCAUUUGAAAGAAGAAUACGAGAAAUUCAAAUUGUCGAUAAUAAAUAAUCUGACACUUACGUUUGUUAGGGCAGAAUAUUGGGAAUAUGCAAAAAUGCAGAGUGAAGAAGGGUUGAAAUUAUUUCCAAAUAAUCCCAACUUUUCCUUUAUAAAUAAGCAUUUAUUUGGAUGAAAAUGAUUUCUAGUAAAAAAUAAUUUUUUAUAUGAUUUUGUAUGGCCAAUAAAAACAAGUUUUUUCUAUAAAGAAAAAUUUUUAAUGAGCUUAUUUUACUAUAACUUAGAUAAAUUUUUCCUUCUACUAAGAAAAGUAAGCUAAAAUAUUAUUUGGGAGCAUCAUUAUGCCAGCUAGGAGAAUAUGAUAAAGCCAUAAAAGUAUUGAAACAAGCUAAAAACCUAGAGCCAAACAAUAAAGAUGUUACUAAAAAGCUUGAAGAUGCAAUUAAAGCGAAAAAUGAUUAUGAUGCUGAAAUGAGAAAAAUGUUCGGAGGCAAGCUUGAAGUCAAGCCUGAGCAAGAAAUAAAAGCGCCAGAAGUCAAGCCAAAGCAAUGGAACUGGACAAAAGUUAUUACGGUAGUUGCAGCUGCAGCAUUAGUUGGAGGAAUUGCAGUUGCUGCAUAUAAAAAGAGUAAAGGAUAA
Messenger RNA from Blepharisma stoltei, 1541 nucleotides. The record is from the annotation of a GenBank genome assembly. Lineage: Eukaryota; Ciliophora; Heterotrichea; Heterotrichida; Blepharismidae.